This is a messenger RNA of Mycetomoellerius zeteki, 5134 nucleotides long. It is a transcript of the gene RpI1, whose product is annotated as RNA polymerase I subunit RpI1. The record is from RefSeq and is a predicted model, not a curated record. Gene Ontology annotation, biological process: DNA-templated transcription. Gene Ontology annotation, cellular component: RNA polymerase I complex. Gene Ontology annotation, molecular function: DNA binding. Lineage: Eukaryota; Metazoa; Arthropoda; Insecta; Hymenoptera; Formicidae.
AACGCGUCGAAUAAGCCUAAUUUCAUCGAAAUCGGAGACUUACUCAAGCUAAAGGAAUAUCAAGAUGACGAGUAAAUACCACCAUAGGCAGCGUUUAAUACCGAAACAUCAAGAUUCCUUACGUUUAAUAUUCUCAGUUUUUACUGCAAACGACAUAAGGAACUUGAGUGUAACGAAAAUCAUAACAUCAUUAUCUUAUAAUAUUCUUGGACAUCCACUAAAGGGUGGAUUAUAUGAUCCAUCUUUAGGCACAACAAAAAACAGUUCGGAAUUAUGCAGCACAUGUGGACACAAUAAUUCCAAAUGUCCAGGUCAUUUUGGUCAUAUAGAAUUACCAGUACCUGUUGUCAAUCCAUUAUUCCACAGAGCAUUGUCUAUGUUACUUAAACUGUCAUGUUUAAAUUGCUUCACGUUACAAGUACCAUCGUAUAUCAAGUUAUUGCUGUCCGCAAAAUUAAAAUUACUGUACCAAGGACAACUCAGCGAUCUUGAUGGUUUAGAUCACGAAGUAACAUCCAUAUUAUUGAAUAUUGAAAAAGAAGAAGAACGAACAGAAUAUAUUCGUAAUGUAAUUGACACUUAUAUGCAGAACUUCUUCAAUAGAAGUAGAUACAGUCAAAUCAUGCCUCAGAAUCCUGAGAAUCAAGCUAAUAUAAAGACUGUCAUUAUGCAAUGGCAUGCAUAUAUUGAAAAUAUACUUAAACAAUAUGUGAGAACCAAUAAAGCUGGGAUAUGCAUGAAUUGUCACGAUAGUCUUCCAAAAAUGUCAACAUUGCAAAACAAGAUAAUGAUAAGCAACAAGGAAAUUGUAAAGAAUUCUAAAGAAGUGCUCUCGUGCCAAGUGGUGCACAAAUUGGAAACGAUUAUGAUUAUGCCAGAUCAAUCCAAGGAAUACCUACGACAAUUAUGGAAUAAUGAAAGAGAUUUUCUCAAAAUAAUUGUACCUUGCUUAGAAUUGGUAGAUAUCGAAUAUCCUACUGAUAUAUUCUUUUUCGAGGUAAUACCUGUGCUACCACCAAUCGUGCGGCCGGUAAAUUUUCUUAAUGGUCAAAUGGUCGAACAUCCUCAAACUCAUAUCUAUAAAAGCAUUAUACAGGAUUGUUUAAUCUUGAGAAAUGUUAUACAAACUAUCCAAGAUGGAAAUAUUGAUCACCUACCCCAGGAAGGUCGACUUGUCUUUGAACAAAUAAAAGGAACUACAGCAGUUGAAAAGUUGCACAACGCUUGGCAAGCGUUACAAAGCAAUGUGGAUCACUUGAUGGAUCGCGAUAUGAAUAAAACGUCAGAAUCCAUCAAUGGUCAAGGCUUGAAACAAAUUCUUGAAAAAAAAGAAGGUAUCAUUAGAAUGCAUAUGAUGGGUAAAAGAGUUAAUUUUGCCGCACGUACAGUUAUUACUCCAGAUCCUGAUUUGAAUAUCGAUGAAAUUGGCAUUCCACCGUGGAAUGUUAUUGACUUGAGACGAUUAGUUUUAAACGGUCCCGAUGUUCACCCUGGCGCAGUUAUGGUGGAAAAUGAAGACGGAUCGAUACAAGCCAUUAAUAGUAACGAUUGUACGCAGAGGAAAGCUAUCGCGAAACGUCUCUUAACAACGAGCGAUAGGACCAACGAGUCCUUUAUUGGUGUCAAAAUAGUACAUCGACAUCUUCAAAAUGGCGAUGUAUUGCUAAUAAAUAGACAACCAACAUUACAUAAACCGAGUAUAAUGGCUCACAAAGCGCGUGUUCUCAAGGGUGAAAAAACAUUACAUCUUCAUUAUGCUAAUUGUAAAGCAUACAACGCGGACUUCGAUGGAGAUGAACUCAACGCUCAUUUCCCGCAAAAUGAAUUGGCUAGAAGUGAAAGUUAUAACAUAGCUAAUGUAUCCAACCAAUAUCUCGUGCCAAAAGAUGGGACUCCAUUAAGUGGCCUUAUACAGGAUUACAUGGUGUCUGGAGUACGACUAACAACUAGAGGGAGAUUUUUUUCAAAGGCCCAUUACACGCAAUUAGUUUAUGCAGCAUUGCCAAUAAUGCAAAAGGACAUAAUUCUUUUAUCGCCAACUAUUAUUAAACCGAAAAUGUUGUGGUCGGGUAAACAAAUCCUUUCAACAGUCAUCAUUAAUAUUAUUCCCUCGCAUAAAACACGAAUCAAUUUGGUCUCUAGCACGAAAAUUCGUGCGAAAGAAUGGCAAGCAGAGAUACCACGACGUUGGAAAUGUGGAACAGAAUUUAAAAAUUUGAUGACUAUGUCGGAAGCAGAAGUUAUAAUUCGACACGGAGAAUUGUUAUGUGGGGUACUCGAUAAAAUGCAUUACGGUGCAACUCCUUAUGGUCUUAUUCAUUGUAUUUACGAAUUAUAUGGGGCAAUAUGCGCGAGCGAAAUGUUAAGCGCGUUUGGUAGACUAUUUCAAAUGUUUCUACAGUGCGAUGGUUUUACUCUCGGUGUUGAGGACAUUCUAAUAACUCCUGAAAUCAAUGAAAAACGUAAAGAGAUCAUUUCCAAUUGUAGAAAAAUUGGGGAAACUGUACAAAAAUCUGUGGUAAAAGCAUCUAACGAUACAUCUAUGAACGAAAUUCAAGCUAAAAUGGAAGAAUCUUAUUGGAAUAAUUCAAAAUUUCGCGCGCAAGUUGAUCACAAAUAUAAAAGCACUUUAGACGUUUAUACCAAUGACAUUAACAAAGUUUGUCUGCUGACGGGACUUUUCAAGAAGUUCCCAAAUAAUAAUUUACAGCUUAUGGUGCAAUCUGGUGCAAAGGGAUCUACGGUUAAUACUAUGCAGAUAUCAUGUUUGCUCGGUCAGAGCGAAUUGGAAGGUAAAAGGCCACCGUUGAUGAUCAGUGGAAAAAGUUUAUCAAGUUUUCCAGCCUACGAUCCAACACCUAGAGCAGGUGGUUUUAUCGACGGCAGAUUUAUGACCGGCAUCAAACCCCAGGAAUGUUUUUUCCAUUGUAUGGCAGGACGCGAAGGUCUUAUCGAUACUGCUGUAAAAACUAGUAGGUCUGGUUACUUACAAAGAUGUUUAGUUAAACAUCUAGAGGGUUUGAUUGUUAGUUACGAUGCGACGGUUAGAGACUAUGACGGUAGCUUAAUUCAGUUUUACUAUGGAGAGGAUGGUCUCGAUGUAUCGGGUUCGCGUUUUCUAACAAAGAGUCAAAUUGCAUUUCUAGUUGAUAAUAAAAAUUCUAUUAUGGAUGCAAAGUUAUUGGAAUGUCUGAAAAGAAAUGACAAAGAGAUUGUGAAGAUGAUAAAAAAAAUCAAGAAAUGGGAAAGUAAGAAUGGUUCCUCGUUGCAAAAGAGGAGGAUCAAUGAGUUUAGUAAAUUCUCUAUGGAGAAUUCCAAUCAGAAUGAUGUGAAACAAAAAAUCAUUGAUAGUCAUAGUGGGAGGAGCAAAGCCGCAUUAUCGCUUAUGAGAAAGUGGACAAGGGCAGAAAAGGAACUGAAAGAGUCAUAUCGCGCACAAUGUACUAGAUGUCCCGAUCCAAUAAUAUCAAAAUACCGGCAAGAUGUUGAAUUUGGAGUAUUAUCUGAAAGGAUAGAAGGCUUAAUGGACGAAUACCUUUCUCGUCCAACAAAAAUUAAAAAAUCUGUUUUGAGAGAUUUAUUAUCCAUCAAAGUUAUGAAAACAAUUUGUCCGCCUGGUGAACCAGUUGGUUUAUUAGCAGCACAAUCUAUUGGUGAACCAUCUACUCAAAUGACUUUGAAUACCUUCCAUUUUGCAGGACGUGGAGAAAUGAACGUGACCUUAGGUAUUCCAAGAUUACGUGAAAUUUUGAUGAUAGCGUCAAAAAACAUAAAAACUCCAAGUAUGGAAAUACCAUUCCAAAAUAACUUGGAAAAUCUUGAAAAACAGGCGAAGAAGCUGAGAUUAAGAUUAACAAAAUGCGUUUUACGCGAUGUAUUAAAAGACAUAAUAAUAAGCAGACGAAUGGAGGAAAGUCCACAUCGAAGAUUGGUACACACUUUAAGAAUCAAAUAUCUUCCUCAUAAGUACUAUAAAGAAGAGUUUUCCGUUCAUCCGCGGGAUGUGAUUAAAUGUACCGAGGAACAAUUUUUCAAGAAUAUAUUCAAGGAAAUUAAAAAAUUUGCCACUAUUUCUAAAGUUUUAUUAAAGUUACAUUUCGAAGGAGAAAAAAGACGAAUAAACGAGGAUACAGUAAUAGAUGAAAUUGAUCCUGACGAAGUUGUACCGGAGAAUUCUGGAAACAGAACACGGAUGGAUUUAGGAGAGAUGCACGAGUCAUCCGAUGAGGAGCAAGCCGCGGAAGACGCCGAUGCUACAAUGGCUAAAUCAUUAUUGCGUCAUCGAGAGAAUCAAGAAUAUGAGGAUCCUGAAGAAGACGAAGAAAUUGAAGAUAUUGUAUUAAAUGAUAAGGAGGAAGAAGCAGACGAUAAUAGUAAUGCAAAUAGAAUUCUCGAGGAUAAGGAGGAUGAUGAUGAUGACGAUGAUAUUAAUAAGAAAUUAAAUCAUAGAAAAAAUAACAAUAACAAAUCUACCAACAGGAAGGAUCAUGUCUUGGAUAUGUAUGAAAGUGCUAUGGAUUAUGAUUAUGACGAGAAUAAACUAUCAUGGUGCAAAUUCACCUUUUGGUUACCACUUAAAACAAUCAGAUUGGAUUUGCCAACAAUAAUCAAGAAUGCUGCGAAUAAAACUGUCUUAUGGGAAACAAAAUGUAUUAAGAAAGCUUUUACAUUUCAAAACAGUAAAGGCGAAACAAUUCUCAAAACAGAUGGUCUAAAUAUAGUGGAAAUGUUCAAAUAUGAUAACAUACUUGAUUUAAAUAAAUUAUAUUCUAACGACAUUUAUAAUAUUUCUCAAACAUAUGGAAUUGAAGCCGCAAAUCGAGUUAUUGUAAGAGAAAUUAAAGAUGUCUUCAAGAUGUAUGGCAUCACUGUUGAUUUGAGACAUCUGUCCUUAAUCGCAGAUUAUAUGACCUUCGGUGGUACAUUUAAACCACUUAGUCGAAAAGGAAUGGAGAAUUCCGCUUCACCAUUACAGCAAAUAAGUUUCGAAAGUUCGCUAGGCUUUUUGAAAACAGCGACAUUGCAAGGAAAAAAGGAUGAUAUAUUAUCACCUUCGAGUAGAUUGAUGUUAGGACAACCGUGUAAAUCCGGAACUGGGGCAUUUUCUAUUUUACCAUCAUUGUACAACAUGUAA